This is a messenger RNA of Pelobates fuscus (common spadefoot toad), 2660 nucleotides long. It is a transcript of the gene P2RY6, whose product is annotated as pyrimidinergic receptor P2Y6. The transcript has 5 exons. Gene Ontology annotation, biological process: cellular response to pyrimidine ribonucleotide; phospholipase C-activating G protein-coupled receptor signaling pathway. NCBI's taxonomy places the organism in Eukaryota, Metazoa, Chordata, Amphibia, Anura, Pelobatidae. Gene Ontology annotation, molecular function: G protein-coupled ADP receptor activity; G protein-coupled UDP receptor activity; G protein-coupled UTP receptor activity. Gene Ontology annotation, cellular component: plasma membrane. The record is from RefSeq and is a predicted model, not a curated record. The coding region runs from base 781 to 1767 and encodes 328 amino acids.
CUCUGUUCUAACACUGCUGGGGGGAGCUGGAGCUCUGUUCUAACACUGCAGGGGGGAGCUGGGGCUCUGUUCUAACACUGCAGGGGGGAGCUGGAGCUCUGUUCUAACACUCUUGUGUCAGGUUUCUGUGGAUUCUUGUGGAGGUUACUAUGGGGUCCAGGUUUCUCUGCUCAGACUGAGAUCAAGCUGUACAAAGUAUCACAUUUUAUUAGACUCUGAUACACUGUAUGACCAGGAGAGUGUCAGCGCUGGGUCUCAGUAACUUCUAAACUGGGAUUGGAAAACUACUGCAAAUUAGAACUUCAUGGCUGAUCUUCCUGAUAUAAUUGUGAGGAAUUCUUCUCCCAGUGCUUGAGGCUGGCAAACCUUCAAGGGAGCUCAACUCCUUCAACCAACAGACACUUUGCCAAUCACAGUCGCUCUGAACUUCUGUUCUCAUCGGUGAUUGACAUCCCACAGGAUAUAGUUUGUGGACAUAUCAUUCUAUUUAAAGGGAUUUACAGCCAGCUCUGGCUUUAGGAAUCCCCAGAUUUACAAUGGAAUUGAACAUGAAUCCCCAGAUUCAGACGACGUGAGAUGGAGAUUGGACCCCAGUAUGCCCCACUGGCUGUGCAAAGGGUACAUUCAAUAAGGAGGAACUAAGGAUUAAAUCCGCUGUCACACAGACACAAGGCGGCAAGACGGAUUGCUACUCCCAGUACCCAGCAAAAUCACAUUUUAUCAUGGUUCUUUCAUGAUGAUGAUGUGACGUUGUGAUCUCCACCUGCAGCAAAACCAAACAUGGAGAACAUUACCUCUGUCCCCCAGAACAACUCAUGCACUUUCCAGGAGGAUUUCAAGCAAAUCCUUCUCCCUGUGGUCUACUCUGUGGUGAUGGUUCUUGGUUUGCCUUUAAACUUCAUUGUCAUUCUUCAGAUCUGGCUGUCCCGGAAAGCUCUGACCCGAUCAGCCAUUUACACGUUGAACUUGGCCGUGGCUGACCUACUCUAUGACUGCUCUCUUCCCCUUCUCAUUUAUAACUAUGUUCAGCAAGAUUAUUGGCCUUUUGGGGACUUCACUUGCAGGUUUGUCCGUUUCCAGUUCUACACCAACUUACACGGCAGCAUCAUGUUUCUUGCCUGUAUGAGCUUUCAGAGAUACAUGGGCAUCUGCCACCCGUUGUCUGUCUGGCACAAAAAGAGAGGAAAAAAGUUCACUUGGGUAGUCUGCGGUAUUGUUUGGUUUGUUGUGAUCGUCCAAUGCUUGCCCACAUUUGCCUUUGCAUCUACAGGUGAACAACGAAACAGAACCGUCUGCUAUGACUUGAGUCCACCGUCACUAUCUGCAAAGUAUUUUCCCUAUGGAAUAACACUGACUAUCACAGGGUUUUUGAUCCCUUUCGUUGCAAUUUUAGUUUGCUACUGCUGCAUGGCCAGGAUUCUCUUCCAGAAAGAUGAUAUGAAUCCUCCACAAGUGCGCAAGAAGAAGGACAAAGCCAUUCGAACGAUUAUUAUUGUGGUUAUCGUCUUUGCCAUUAGCUUCUUCCCUUUCCACCUCACAAAAACCAUCUACUUGGUGGUGCGUACCCAAGACGAUUUGCCCUGCCUGGUGCUGCAGACUUUUGCCAUUGUAUACAAGUGCACACGGCCGUUUGCCAGCAUGAAUAGUGUGCUGGAUCCCAUCCUCUUCUAUUUCACACAACAGAAAUUUAGACAGAGCACCAAAACCCUAGUGAAACGGGUCACCUCAACAUGGAGGACGGAAACGAAUACUACAAUCAAACAAUAACAGGAGCUGUCUUGUAGUGACUCAAUGUUGGAAGACAAUUGCAAAAAACAUACUGUACAUAUUUGAAAAGUCCGUACUGGAUAAGGGAAAGAUUCAAAGCAGUGGCAGUAAUGGUUUGUCAACUUUAGUUAAAUGGAAGCUUUUUUCCAUGUCAGCUACUGUUAUCUACGGGAGCAUUGCUAGAUAGCAGAAUGACAAGGGGCUUCAGACCAGGGUGAGAUAUUAUAGUCCCUCCAGCAUAUAUUGACUUUAGACCCUCCCUAGGCCACACCUUGUACCCAGAGCCGAUUCUGGGUGGGUGCAGACCACCCAGGUGCUCUGUAGAUAGGCAUGGGGGUUGCAGUGUAGGUGCUACCCCUGAGAUAGGCCCUGCCCCAUCUCAUUAGGCACGCUACACUCACAAUAGGUGACAGGCGGCAGAGCUGUAAGGAAAACAUUUCACGCUAAGAGGCUGUUAAAGACUGUGUUCUGUGUUUAACUCUAACAUGUUCUAAGAAUCACAUUACAAUAGUCAAUCUUUACAGAAUUUAGAGUAUUAUCUAAACUUACAUUCACAAACUUCACUUUUGCCGGAAUGCUGUAGGUCAUGUGUAGACAACCUUCGGCACUCGAGAUGUUGUGGACUACAUCUUCCAUAAUGCUCUUACACCCAUAAUGCUGGCAAAGCAUCAGAGGGAGAUGUUGUCCACAGCAUCUGAAGUGCCGAAGGUUGUCUACACAUGACCUACAGCAUUUACCCCAAACAUGCAGCAUUAAAUCUGCGUCUUCUGAAUUAGAACCCCACUCCCACAGCAAUACCUCCUCAUUCUAGGCCAGUUGUUCCCAACCGAGUUCUCAAGUACCCCCUACCAGUCCAGGAUUUAUUGAUUACCCAGUUGUGUCUAAGGUGUUUU